GACAUUGACGAGUGUGCUGUGUCUAACGGCGGCUGUAGUCAUAAGUGUGUCAACUUUGCGGGAGGCUUUAAAUGUGAAUGCCCUGACCCUGAAUUGAGCAUGUCAUCUGACAACAAGACCUGUCAUGGUAAGUAUAAAAGACGAAAUUUGAAAAAAAAGACAGUUCUCUGGGGUACCAUCACGUGGUUUGUAAUGGGAAGACAAAACAUACAAGCUAAAAACGUAUAUUGAAGUAACAAGAAAGUGUUAAAUGAUAGCCUGGGUGCCCUGAGUUUGUUUAGCUGGAUGAGAAACACUUGUGAAGGCAAAACCACAACGACAAACCAGUGAGGGUCCGCCGGAUCUUUAGUAGACCUGGAGCAGUAAAAUCUUGAGUACCAAAUUUCAAACUAAAUAAUAUUAACUUCAAAAAAUAAUGAUUUAAAUGUAGGAAAUUAUAACUCAAUGUCUGAAUCCAAUAGUAAUAGAUAGGCCAACCAAAUGUUAAAGUUCGCAAAGACUGCUUUGCUACUCCAGCUAGUUAUUUUUCGUGAGAGUCGUUUGUGUUACAGUCAACCCAGGUCAAGCGUAACCCCCCCAAGAUCCCAUUAAUGAAUUGAUUAUUCAAGUUGAAUCCGUCGUUAGUUGUAGAUUUCAGAUUCAUCUCUGCAUUCUUGCAUGCGUAAUGAGCCGUGAAUUCACACGCGAGGCAGUUACGAAAUUUCUACCAGCUCAGUUUCCCUGAAUUUGAUGUGAGUGUCUCUUAAGAAAUAUAAUCCAUUCAAAGAUUUUCAAUCUGACCAAAUGCAGAGAAGUUCUCGUAAAAUGUUCACUGCUCAUUACGCAUGCAGGAAUGCCGAUUUGAAUUUGACACUAUAUACGGGAACCAUUAACGGAUUCAUUUUUCAAAUAAUCAAGUCAUUAGUAGAAUCUUGGGGGAUACGCUUGACCUGCUUUGACUGUAAUUGUGUUAUUUUAGCUCCAGGUGUUAACGUGCAGUGUAAGAGUGAAAACAUGACCAUCAUCGUCCCCAAGUCACUCCUCUUUGGUAUUGACCGUGAACACCUUCGACUCCUGGACACUAGUUGCAAAGCUGCAGAGAAUAACACCCACUUCUCACUCACAUCACCACUGACUGGCUGUAACACAACAAGCAGGCACACACCCACAGCUAUCGUCUACUCCAACGCAGUCUUAGACAUGCCCGUGGCUGUUAAAAAUGUGGUGACACGUGUUCGUAAAUUAGAAAUACAAUUCAGCUGUUUUUACAGCAAACAUGGCGUGGUUUCAUCAGUUGUUUGGAAAGCCAGUAACAGAAAGCUUGUGUUUAGCAAUGAAGGAGAAGGGAAUCUGACGCUGGCACUUGAUAUGUUUCCUAACAAAACAUUCGUGAGUCCUUACUCGAAGAGGGACUUCCCUGUGGCAGUGAUACUUCGCAAGCCCCUAUUCUUUGAAGUGUCUGUCAUAUCAGAUGACAAGCAGCUGUCAAUCAGAGCAGAUCGCUGUUAUGCCACACCCACUCAGGAUCGUUCGAACCCUCUGAAGUAUGAGUUCAUUAAACAAGGGUACGAUAAUACAUUAUAGAACAAAGACAUUUUUUUAAAUCUCUGUAAAACAAAAAAUGCCCUCAAUUAAUUAAGAAACGAUACACGCAGACAGGGGGGGGGAAUGGAGCCGAAAAGUGUCCUGAAAUUUUAUCUGGGAUCAUUACUGGGGACGCGCAUAUCAACUAUUGGCCAUGUUUGCCCUGUACCUAGUAAAAGUCCCAGAAGUCUUUGCGAAACUCAUUUGGCCCAGUUUCCUUCCGGUUUUCAAAGUGGCGAAUUGUUGUCGAAGAAAAGCAAUGUCAUCUCCGCGUUUUUAGGGGGAGGGGUUAGUGGGGUUUGGUGAUUUCUGCGAGUUUUUAAACUGACUUAGCGGCGUAAAAUUCAUUAUGUAGUCGGCCACUAAUGUAUGGCAUACACUUAAUUUAAACGAUUAAAGCAAUUAAUUAAACCGAUAUAGACACAGCAUCUAAAUUUCUUUUUAUUUGUACCUAAUUUUUAACUCAGUUAUUAAGGUAGUUCUACCUUUGUUUGAUUUCAUUUCUCUUAGAUGCCCAAGUGAUGCAACCUUACAGUACCAUUCUGCGCCCUUAGCUGGUGUUCAGCGGUUUAGCCUGGAAGCCUUCAAGUUUAUUGCAGAUCAUCCAUUUGUUUUUCUUCACUGUCACGUGAUCCUUUGCAAUGCCUCUGACCCAAGCUCCAUAUGCAAUAAAAGCUGUUCGUCAAGCGCCAGACGAAGACGUGAAGUUAGUCCCCAAGAAAAUGACGUCUACACUUUGGGAGAAGGCCCAAUCUACCUGGCACGCGGAAAAGACGAGGAAAUACAAUCUAGUGGUCUGGGUAUGAGGGGUAUGUAU
Porites lobata is the source of this 2380-nucleotide messenger RNA. The record is from the annotation of a GenBank genome assembly. Lineage: Eukaryota; Metazoa; Cnidaria; Anthozoa; Scleractinia; Poritidae.